This is a messenger RNA of Fusarium vanettenii 77-13-4, 1098 nucleotides long. RefSeq lists its product as uncharacterized. The transcript has 2 exons. NCBI's taxonomy places the organism in Eukaryota, Fungi, Ascomycota, Sordariomycetes, Hypocreales, Nectriaceae. The record is from RefSeq and is a predicted model, not a curated record. Bases 1 to 1098 code for a protein of 365 amino acids.
AUGGCCAUUCCUCACUCUCCAACAUCUCGGCACUCUACAUCUCCUCCAACUACACAUGCCACAAAGAGCCUCCCAUACAGACAUGUUCCGGCCGGAUCAAAUAGCUCGUCCACAACGGCGACCAGCAUCAAACGGAGCAGACCGGGGACCCCUGCCAACCGCCAAUCGCCACCUCCUCGCUCCAGGGAAAGCUCUGGAGCGUACAGCUACAUCACUCCAGCUGCAUCAGAUGAUGAGGUAGAUGACAGUCUUGAUGACUCUGGCAGUGAUGAAUCCGAUGUCGAGUCUUGCUGCGGAGAUCAGCAUGACGAAAACAUCUUGGCAUCAUCUUCACACAGGUUUCAGCAUGUAGUGCAACCGCUUUUGGACCACUCUCUUAGGAGAGUCCGGGAGUACAUAGACAUUGCACAAUACGAUGUACCAUCCGACAAACAAGAGCCUCCUCGCAAACGCUCACGGUCAUCAAACUGGCAGUCAGAGCCCUCAACACCCAGCAACAAAGAGCACAGCGACGAAGAAUUCGUGGUGGUUUCGCCACCAAGAGGCAAAUUGCGCUUCUCUUGCCCCUUUUACGCGUCAAAUACGCAAAAGCACCAACAAUGCCUCAAAAAGCAUGACCUGGUGACUCUUGACAAAGUCGUCACACAUGUACAGCGUCAUCACAUGAGGGCUCCUUACUGCCCGAUAUGUUCUCAAGUAUUUGACUCUGUGGGUCAAUGCGACAACCACAUUAUCAGGAGAGAGUGUGAGCUACGUGAAUUGGUGCUGCCGGAAGGCAUCAAUUACUACCAAAAGGCCAAGUUGGCGAGGGACGACAAGCCGAAUCUCAGCAACAAGCGACGCUGGGAGCGUAUCAAUGCUACCGUCUUCCCUAGUGAGAAGUCACUUUCCUCGCCGUAUCUGGACAGGGGGUUGGGACUGGAAGUUUCCAUGGCCCGGGAUUACUGGGAGAAGCAUGGCCGGACAGUCGUUUCGGACUUCCUGAAGGAACAAGGGACGCUGGGGGAGGCUGGGCAAGAUGACGAGAGGGCCCAAGCAGCGCUCUUGCGUGAGAAGGAAGGAGGAUUUAGGGCGGAAGAUGUAGUGGCGAAGUGUUAG